Molecule: messenger RNA, 1987 nt
Organism: Arachis ipaensis
Lineage: Eukaryota; Viridiplantae; Streptophyta; Magnoliopsida; Fabales; Fabaceae
Source: RefSeq, a predicted model, not a curated record
AUAUAGUGCGAUCAUUAUACCAAUACAGAAAAACACAUUAUUUUUCACACAAAAAAAAAAAGUUAAAUCUAAAGUCAAAAUAUUGGCACCGAAAUAAAUAGUAAAAAAAUUAUUUAAGGUCCUCCGAUCCAUUGUCUUCUUGAUCAAGGCAAACAUGAUCCAUUUUAUUUACAUGCAUGAGCCUCUUGAAAAUUAGUUUCCUUAAUAUAUUCAUUUCAUCUUGGUAAGGAUCAGUUGCAUGCAUGGCGGUAUCUAAGUUAAGCACAUACUUGGUUUUGUGUUUAUUCUUGCUUUGUGUUCAUGCAGCAUUAGUCUCUUCAAACUCAGAUGACUGGUUGAACCAUGGCGGAGAUUUGUUCAACAGAAGAUAUGCCAACAAAGAAGAUAAGAUAAGUCCCAAAACAGCAUCAAAACUAAGUUUGAAGUGGAAAUUCUAUGCAGGAAAAGAUAUAUCAGCAACACCAGCAAUAUAUGAAGAUACAAUUUAUUUUCCAUGUUGGAAUGGUAACAUAUAUGCAGUGAAAAAAGAUGAUGGAAAACUUGUUUGGAAGCAAAACUUGAAUGAAUUGACAGGUUUGAAAGCAACUGGCUUUGUCAUGAAUGUGAAUACCACAGUGUCAAGAUCAACUCCUACAAUAGCUGGUAAUGGUUUAUUGAUAGUUGGAAUGUAUGGCCCUGCUAUUGUUCUUGGUCUAAACAGAAAAAAUGGUAAGCUUGUGUGGUUAACCUAUUUGGAUCAUCAUCCUGCGGCACUUAUCACCAUGUCUGGAACAUAUUACAAAGGAGGUUACUAUGUGGCAACAUCUUCACUGGAAGAAUUUACAACCAUUCAGAAAUGCUGCAUAUUUCGAGGAAGCAUGGUGAAACUGAAUGCCUUCUCCGGUAAAAUCAUAUGGCAAACCUACAUGUUGCCGGAUAACAAUGGCGAGUUAGGAGAGUAUGCUGGAGCAGCCAUAUGGGGGAGCAGCCCCUCCAUUGAUGCUCAAAGAAACAAUGUCUACAUUGCCACCGGGAACCUCUACUCUGCGCCGGCACGAAUACUUGAGUGCCAAGAAAGGCAGGGCAACAUAACAGAGCCUACUGAUCCUGAUGAGUGCACUGAACCUGAGAACCACUCUAAUUCAAUCUUGGCCCUUGAUUUGGACAAUGGGAAGAUCAAAUGGUACCGGCAGCUAGGAGGGUAUGAUGUAUGGUUUUUUGAAUGCCGUAAUCCUGCAACUCCUGGCUGCCCUCCUUCUGGUCCUAACCCUGAUGCUGAUUUUGGUGAGGCACCAAUGAUGUUGACUGCAUAUGUCAAUGGAAGAAAGAAAGAUCUUGUUGUUGCUGUUCAAAAAAGUGGCUUUGCAUGGGCUUUGGAUCGCAACAAUGGCAACCUCAUUUGGUUUACGGAAGCUGGCCCAGGUGGAACAAUAGGAGGUGGAAUAUGGGGUGCGGCGACUGACGAAAAGAGAGUUUACACCAACAUUGCGAACUUUGACGACAAAAAUUUCACUCUUGCACCAUCAAACAUAACUACAACUAGUGGUGGUUGGGUGGCAAUGGAUGCAAGUAAUGGGAAAAUUCUGUGGUCUACUGCUAAUCCUAGUAACAGCUCUUCCAUUGGACCUGUUAGUGUUGCAAAUGGUGUGGUCUUUGCUGGAUCAGUAGACAAACAGGGAUCAAUAUAUGCAAUGAAUGCAAAUAAUGGGAAGAUUUUGUGGUCCUAUAAAACUGGAGCAAGUGUCUAUGGAGGCAUGUCCAUUAGCAAAGGUUGCAUAUAUGUAGGUCAUGGUUUUAAUGUUAAUCUAGCGUUUGGCCGCUUGUCGGGCGGAACCUUUCUGUUUGCAUUUUGUAUGAAGCAUUAUGAUACUAAAUGAUCAAUAGUUAAAAGGAAGAUAAAAAUUAUAUUAUGUACUGUACUAUGACUAAUGGACACUAAAUAAGUUACUAAUAAAAUGAGCAACAGAAGCAAGUUAUAUGAUAGAAUGGCAAGUUGUAUUUUGUAGCA